Messenger RNA from Myxocyprinus asiaticus (Chinese sucker), 687 nucleotides. Its product is annotated as short transmembrane mitochondrial protein 1. The record is from RefSeq and is a predicted model, not a curated record. Lineage: Eukaryota; Metazoa; Chordata; Actinopteri; Cypriniformes; Catostomidae. The transcript is spliced from 3 exons. Bases 158 to 298 code for a protein of 46 amino acids.
CUUCCGGUUUCUUGUUUUCAUGCGGAUGACAAAUGAUACUAGUUGAAGGCUAACCGUGUUAAACCAGUGACAGUUACAGCUUUCGGGACCAUUCUCACUUUUAUUUAGCUUUUUUUUUCUUCUUUCUUUUUUUCUUCAAAAUUGUAAAGCUUUAAUCAUGAUGCAGUUUAUACUUGGCUUCACUCUGGGAAACGUGGUUGGUAUGUAUCUGGCACAGAAUUAUGAGGUACCCAACAUUUCAAAGAAAAUCGAGGCCUUUAAAAAGGACGUGGAAGCCAAGAAGAAACCUCCAGAGUAACAAAUAUGAGUCACAAGUGGAAAUAAGGCUCAUUAUGAUGAACAUUUUGGAACAAGGAAAUAUACUCCAUGUUACUGUUCAUAAGUAUGAACAAAAGAGCCCCACAAAUGCAGAGUAUAAUCCCAGUGUCAACAGUGCCUCAAAAUCCCCAUUGUGUUCAAAGUUGAUGUGUUCUGCUGCGUUUUGCAUUGUAUUCCCUGUCCUCUUUUUCUUUCUUUUUUAAGCAGGAUACAUUUGUUUUACACCUGAUAAAAGAUAUGUUUGCUGUUACCAAUUGGAUAAUUAUUUAUCAGUUGAAAAACAAACAACUGUAGUACUUCAUAAAAGCUUCUUAAUACGAUUAUGUUCUAAAGGAGCAAGCUUGCACAAAUAAAAAUGCCAAUUUUAAA